Messenger RNA from Pectinophora gossypiella (pink bollworm), 4262 nucleotides. RefSeq lists its product as uncharacterized. The coding region runs from base 124 to 1374 and encodes 416 amino acids. The transcript is spliced from 2 exons. NCBI's taxonomy places the organism in Eukaryota, Metazoa, Arthropoda, Insecta, Lepidoptera, Gelechiidae. The record is from RefSeq and is a predicted model, not a curated record.
AGUGCGAGCGAGUUCACCUCGGUGGCUUUACGCAACUUCAAGUCAGUUUGGUGCGCAAGAGCUACCGCGAGGUCGUGCGCGCGUUUUAUACCUACGUUUGUAAUUCAAUUAAUUAUUUGCAUCAUGCGUUUCGAUAAGUGCGCGUUGUUGUGCGCGAUUCUAGCGCUUUCUAUUCUCGAACCAAUAGCAGCGCGAAAAGGAUUCGGCUUUAGUGGCGGCAGAAGUCAUAGCUAUCCAAAGUCUGGUGGCCUCUCGGGCGGCCAUAGCGGGAGUCACUCUUACCCCAGCUCCGGCGGCGGUCUGUCUGGCGGAAGCCACGGCUACCCAUCAUCAGGCACAGGCAGCAACCAUGGAUACCCCUCAUCCGGAGGACUUUCAGGAAGCGGACAAAGACAUCCCAGUUCUGGUCAUUCAUACCCUUCAUCAGGGGGCAGUCAUACAUACCCUCAGUCAGGUGGAAGUCACGGAUACCCGUCAUCCGGCAGUGGCCUAUCUGGCAAUAGCCGUCCUUCAGGCACUACAAAUGUUCAUCACCACUACCACUAUUCUCCACCGCAGCAGAUCUCGUAUGUUCCUCACCGCGGCGCAGCUCCAGUCAGCUACCCAGUAUAUCACGGCACUCCACCCACCUACGUAUAUCAGUACAAGGACUCAGGAAGUAAAUACGGCACGCUACUGGCUGGUCUCGCUCUCUUAAAUCUUGGCGCAUUAGCUGGAACAGCUUACGCGGUCAGUCAUGCAAACAGUGGCCACUCUAGCUACAAACCUCAACCUGGCGAAGUCUGCAAAUUCGGUGUAAGACGGUCCAAUAAUGAUUAUGAAGAAACUAGAAUCGACUGUCAAUUGAUAACGAGUUUCAUAUUCCAAGAAGAAGCAAAAACACAAGCACAAGCUGCGCAUAAUAGUACGACGAUUACAACAACGACAACCGUGACUAAUGUUACGAUGAUGAACAAUACUAAUCCAGUGAACCCAGUGUCGGCUCCAGUGAACCAGACGGCUGUUAAAGUUCUUUACGAAAUGUUGCCUAAUGGUACACUAGUUCCUGUGAAUGUGACGGUGAAUGCCACUGAGAAUGCAACGAGCAGUCCUGUUGCGAAUAAUAAUGUACCUUCAUCAGUGUCAGUGACCACGACGACGACCAAUACGACCGUGACGAACGCUCUCGACGUGAAAGGCAAGCCCAUCGACGUCACCCCGGACAUGCAGUGCUAUGUGAUCAGAACCUCCCCCUCAUCCAACAUGCGCAGGAGCGUUCCCUGCGGCUUGUUGCAGACAUACGCUGAAAAAUCCAUCACUCGCAACUCUGGUGUACGAAGUUUACCCACUUUUGCAAUAUUAACUGUAGUGUUUGCAGUAUUAGUUUUAAAUUAAAGACAUCGUCUGAUUAACUUUUUUAUUGAUGUUGAGAAUAUAGAUACAAAAUCGGAAACACCGAUUUGUUUUUUAAUUGUAUCUGAGACUGGUUUGUCAGUGAGUCUGUGAGAGGUAUAGUUUCUUAAUAAAUAGGCUUUGUCUUUACUGUUAAAGUACGUAAGUAAUCAUAACAACAUACGAUAUUUUAAAAAUUGGUUAGCCAUCUGAUGCUGUAUUGAGAUUCGUUUAAUCAUUAUGGUAAUAUCCGUGGAUAAUACGAACCGUUUCCACCAUGUUUUCGAAUAAGUUAUCUGUUUGUGCAAAUUCUUAUUUUGGAAGUAAUAAUAUAUUGAGGUGUCAUUUAGACGUACUCCUUCACGUAUGCUUGCAAGUUUUCAAUGUGUACAUUUCUUGUUAAUAAUGGAGAUUUACGUCUAACCUUUCCCUAUACGACCAUUGUUUGUUUUAUAUAAGAUCUUGAAGUGUUAAUUUUUCCUGUAUCGUUUUUGUACACAUAACACGGGUAUAACUUAAUUACAAAGUCAUAUUUGAAAUGUUUUUAAAACCGAAACUGGUUCGAAUGGCCAAUUUUAGAUAUUAUAUGAAAGGUACUGAUACUAGAAUAUAAAAGCCACCAAUGUACAUUAUGGUGUCAAUUCGGACGGACACAUUUUUACCGACUUCAAAAAAGGAGGAGGUUCUCAAUUCGACCGUAUAUUUUUUUUUUUUUUUUUUUUUUUUUUUUUUUGUUUGUUCGGGCAUAUCUUCGUCGUAUAUGAACCGAUUUUGAUAAUUCUUUUUUUGUUUGAAAGGAGAUAUACCCAAGGGGGUCCCAUGUCAAGGAAGUCAGGAUCUGAUGAUGGAAGACCAGAGAAAUCGAGGGGAAUUUUCAAAAAUCGUAGGAGCGACUAGUGCGUUUGUAAAGUCAUAUUGAUCGGAUCGAUCUUUAAGCUUCGGGAAAACUUCCCGACCUUCGAAAACUGGUCAGCAUCAGGGAGAUACCCUAUGGCCUGGCAAAACUAUACAACCUGGAGCAAUUUUUCUUUCACGAAACGUAUUUAAAUCUUGAUCAAAUUCAAUCGCCGGUGCAAAAAAACAAAAUGGCGGAAAAAAAAGAUGGCCGCCAUACAAAAUUUUGUCGAUUUUGGAAGAAGCCCGUUUGGGUAAAAAUAAUGUAUGGGGCGCUUACUCAAAACGUCAUGUAGAGUACGGAAAUACUUUCUGGUCACCAAAAACUGCUCCGCAUCAGAGAGAUACUCUACGGCCUGGCAAAACUAUCGCACGUGAACCAAUAUUUCUUUCAGAGCACUUAUUUAAAUCUUGGUCAAAUUCCAUAGCGCGUAAAAAAAAAACAAAAUGGCGGAAAAACAAGAUGGCCGCCAUACACAAUUUUGUUUUUUCAGAAAAUGUCUCGGGAUAUAAAAUAUAUAUCGGGGUUGUGAUUGGAUCGUCAUGUUAAGUAUGGAAAUACUUCCUGAUUUUCGAAAACUGCUCCGCAUCAGGGUGACACCCUACGGCCUGGCGAAACUAUCACACCUGAACCAAUUUUUCUUUCACGAAACCUAUUUAAAUCUUGGUCGAAUUUAAUGGCCGGUGAAAAAAAUACAAAAUGGCGAAAAAACAAGAUGGCCGCCAUACAAAAUUUUGUUUUUCCAGAAAAUGUCUUGGGGGUAAAAAUGAUGUAUAGGGGUGUGAUCGGAACGUCAUCUUUGAAAACUGCUCCCAAUCAGGGAGACAUCCUACGGUCUGGCAAACCUAUUGCACCUGGAUUUUGUUUGUUUCCACGACACCCAUUUAAAUCUUGGUCAAAUUCUGUCGCCGGUGAAAAAAAACAAAAUGGCUGAAAAACAAGAUGGCCGCCAUACGAAGAGGGACAGUUUCGAAUAAACAGGACACGCGAGCUGCUUUAGCAGCGAGCGAACCACGCGAAAUCUACUGUAUCUAUAUGUAUGCGUGAGUGUGUAUGAUAGCAGCUUCCACUGACAACCACAUGUGUGUAUGUACACAUACACAUGUGUGUGUGUGUGUGCGUGUGUGUGCGCGCGCGCGCGUGUGUGUGUGUGUGUGUGUGUGUGUGUGUGCGUGUGUCUGUGUGUGUGCGUGUAUCUGUGUGUGUGCGUGUGUACGUGCGCGUGUGCUCGUGUGCGUUAGCGCGUGUGUGAGUGUGUGUGUAAACAUGUUCAUCAAUAAUAAUUGUGAUCACUACUAAUAAUAUAUUAUAUUAUUAUAUAUGAAUAUAAAUCAGAAAAUCUGUCUGUCUGCAUCCUUGCUCGGUCUAACCAUCACUUAAAAUCGUAAAAUAAAAUAAAAUUUUUAACAAAAAAAAACCGACUUCAAACGCAAAACUAAAAAGCAAUAAAUAAAUUUACUUCGCACAAAGUAAUUAGUACGUAUUUUCAAUUUGUUAAUUAAUUUAUAAUUCUGAAGUCGGUGCCAAGUAAAUGCUACAACAACCCUACUACAAUAUCAAAUUACUAUGUACACACAAUAUUGUUUAAUACCUAUAUCAAAGCAAUUACAAAACAAUGUCAAACAAAAUAUUACAAAACAAUCAGUAUUGAAAAAUAUAUGAAUCGGUACUUCGUUGUAGCAUUUCCUUGGCACCGGCUUCAGAAUUAUAAAUUAAUUAACUAAUUGAAAAUACGUACUAAUUACUUUGUGCGAAGUAAAUUUAUUUAUUGCUUUUUAGUUUUGCGUUUGAAGUCGGUUUUUUUUUGUUAAAAAUUUUUUAUUUUAGCUUGACAACUUUAAAACUAGUUCCGUCCUUUAUUUUUAAUAAGUGCAUGAAAGAGCAAGAGCUAGAUUAAAAAUUGACAGACUAAAAUAAAUUAAUUUAUUAUUACAGAAAGGCCCCUUUGGCAAGUUUUUGAGUAAUUUUGCCCAAUUAAUUAGGUAUAAAAAAUAUA